Molecule: messenger RNA, 2389 nt
Organism: Zootermopsis nevadensis
Lineage: Eukaryota; Metazoa; Arthropoda; Insecta; Blattodea; Termopsidae
Source: RefSeq, a predicted model, not a curated record
AAAGAUACAGUCACAGCCACCAGAUGACAGCACCUCAAUCGCCUGCAACUCGUAUUGUUGGUCUUGCCCAUUGUUGAUAAUGCGACCCGUUGCUAGGCAUAAUAAAUAAACGACAAAUAUUUGUUUUGUUGCAGUCAGAAGAAGCAUAGACGUGCAAAGUCUAGAUUAAUAGAAAAAUGAUUGCGAGUACAACGAAUUAUAAUGUGAAAGAACAAGAACCUGCAGCUGAUGGAAUUCAAUUGCACGAUAUGGAGCGUUUUUCUGCAAUGGUUAUGUGUGAAAUUAAAUCUCCAGUUGACCAAGGGAGCAGCCCGCCAGACUCUGUCGGUACAGAAGGCCACACGUCAGAAUCUUCUGGAAACAGACAAAAGGGUUCUUUGCAAGGAAUGAAGCAGGAGUUAAUUCCAUAUAUAAAAACUAACAAGGGGCUCAUAUCCAAUCGCACAGAAUGCAAAAUGUACUUUAUCUUCCUCUUCGUAGUGAUAAUAGGAAUAUUUGGGAGUACAUCCAACAUGGCAUUUUGGUGCAGAGAACAUCUGGAUGAUUUGUUUGUGAACACUAAGUUUCAAGAUGGUAUUAAAGAAAGAACCUUCAAAAACUUAUCAACCAUAACUCAAUUCUGGAAGUUCGCAGAAACUGUAAUGAUCGACAGUAUGUACCGGAACUUCCAAGAUGAUACGCAUCAAGCAUUUGGGUGUAUGUUGCAAGAUAUUAAGCUGGUUGGAGCACCUCGCUUACGACAGGUAAAAGGGAGAAAUGGUUCAUGCAUAGUACGUGAAGCAUUUCAACGAUCAUACCGAGCAUGUCAUGACUUAUAUUCACCUGCGAAGGAAGAUAAAGAACCAUUUGGGCCAGGAAUCGGAACAGCGUGGACUUAUUCCACUGCAGAAGAACUGCGUGGUUCCAGUUAUCGAGGAAGAUUCUCAACAUAUAGUGGCGGAGGAUAUUAUGAAGAUCUGUCACUCAACCGUAGCGAAACCAUUGAGAAAUUGCUUACCUUGAGGAAUAAUCAGUGGAUUACAAGAGGAACAUGUGCCAUUUUCCUUGACUUAACUCUCUAUAGUGCAAAUAUCAGUACAAUCUUUAUUGUGAAGCUUGUUUUUGAGAACACACCAAGAGGACUCUUAACAUCAUAUGACUGCAAGAUAGUGAAGCUACAUCAACUUGUGACCUCAUAUGACUUCGUUGUCGCAGUCUGUGAACUCAUGUUCGUAGCGUUCAUAUUUUUGUUCACCGCAAAAAAGAGAGUGGAUGUUAUGGUCUUCAAACGCAAAUGCAUGGAGUCUGUAUGGGAUGGUUUUGGUCUGGCUAUUCUUAUGCUUGGCUAUCCUAUUAUAUGCUUCAGAAUCUAUAGCUAUGUGGUUAUUGAACCACAAAUAAUUCAAAAUAUUUCAGAGGAGAAGUUUUCAAACUUUGACUCAUAUAAUUGGUAUGAAGAAUAUUACAACUUUGGAGUUGUUUGUCUGUUCACUUGCGCAUGGCCCAUGAUUUUCAAAUAUGCCGGUGUAAGAGAAUUCGCCAGUUUGCUUUGCAGGUACUCCAUGGAGAUGUUUACAGUUUUAUUUAUCUUCUUCAUUAUUAUUGCCACAUACAUUCGGAUGAUAUGUGUACCGUAAUGAACACAGGUCACAAUAACAUCCUACUGUCUACCGGCCAGGAUAAAAUCCCUGUGGUGGGAAGUCGUUUCUGGUGUGGUGCAGGGGGAAUGUUUACUAUCAAGUGGACUCGAGGGCUGCUAUUGGUGGGAAGUGUGACACGCCAGAGUUUUACGCUACUACACAGACUGAAAACAUCAAGCAGUUGAGAGUAGCGUGUAUUGAGUGCGUCUGUACUGUGUUCUGUGGGCGUUGCGAUAAUAUUCUAGAUUAAAUCUCUGUGCCUCUGUGAGGUAAUCUUAAAGCUGUACCCAUUAGAACACAUGAAAUCUGUUGUCUGUUGUUCAUUCAGUGGUUGUGGAACGAAUGCUUUUAGGAUGGGUCGUCACUCACCAUGAAAUCUUGCGCAUGCACAUGUAUCAAAUUCCUACCAGGAAUUUUAUCCUGGUCGGUGGACAGUAGAUUUCAGCAUCCUGACAACAGUAACCAGGACUACUUACCCUUGAGACUUUGAAUCUGACAGGCUCCGCUCACUACUCAUUUCGAUUCGACUCCAAAGUACUUUCAACAACAGUUCAACUUCCUUACCACUGUAUCUGCACAGACUGAUUAUAGAUUCUCAUUAUUGUAUCUGACAAGGACAUAAUUUUAAAUAAAAUUUAAACCAAGUUUUAACAUUGACAACACAGCAUUUCCCUCUUACAAUAACAAACAGCGUGUGCUUGUACAGAACACAAUAAAAUAAAUGAACAAUAAGAAAAUGCAAGAAAUGUAGUGGUGACCAAUUAGUACAA